Molecule: messenger RNA, 734 nt
Organism: Cladocopium goreaui
Lineage: Eukaryota; Dinophyceae; Suessiales; Symbiodiniaceae
Source: the annotation of a GenBank genome assembly
CCCCACACAAAGAUGUGGGGGAAAAAAUCCAGUGGCAGAUGCGGGUGAUGUGGCAGCGGGAUGGAUCCUUGGGCAAAUCCAGCCAAGGACCCUUGGGCUCUGGAAAGGGGAAAAGGACAUCCUAUGGUCCAAGGGUUCGGAAAGAAGUUGGUCAUUGCCCGAAAAAGAAGAGGCUCGAAGGUGGCCGAAACUCUGGCGAAGGGAGCUGCUAAGCCAGCCGCCAAGCCAGCCACCAAGCCAGCUACCAAGCCAGCACCAAAGGCAGUUGCUCAGAAGAAGUGGUUGAGGCUUAGAUUCCACUUGCAGGCAGACCACAAGAAAAUCACUCUCAAGGUGUCCUCUGCAGAGGAACUGGCUGAAGCAGUGGAAAGGUUCGAAGAAGAUCAGUCGAGUCGAAACCGCUGUCCUGGCUGCAGAAACAGGUUGUGGAUCCGAAACGAAGUUCAACCUGAUAGUCCGCAUCAAGACGAUUGCGUCGGGAAAUUGAAGUGUUGCUGCAAAGCACCAGUAAAUUUCAUCCACAAUACUGGUAAUUGGAAUGGCUAUCACAUGUGCACAGGAGCUCUUUCGACUAGCUUGCCACCGUUUCACAGCACCUAGAGCCACGGCAGAGCCACGGCAGAGCCAUGGCAGAGGCCACUGCAGAGCUAGGUUGCACUCAUGUCGGCACAGAAAAAAUACUGUAGAACCGCAGGAACUAGAACAGUUCAAUGUUGAAACAGCAAUGUUGGAGC